GACGGCAAAGGCGGCAACGCCAGUGGCAAAGGGGUCGCAGGCAUGGCUGCCCGCGCAGCUGGGGCAGUCGGCUCAGCUCUCUUCGGCGGUCGUGGCGAUUCUCAGUGUACUCCUGGCUCCUCUCCUGCUGGUGUCCCUCGUGACCCUGCCCAGCCUCCACAUCAGCAGCCUCAAUAUGAUGAUGACUAUAUCAGGCACGUCGCAGCCAACGCAGUUGCUGAACAAUUCGGAGAGCUACGGUCCGAACUGGAAUCACUGGUUGGAUCUACCGUCGGUCGACCAGCAGAUUAUGGCCACUGUUCGCCCCCACAUCGAUUCCAUUCACCGCGGCUUGCAGUCCAAGAUUGACUCCCUUGGUUCCCACGUCAACACGCUCUCGAUUGAUUUUGAGAAGCACACCGCAGACAUUGCCAACCUACGUAAGCAGAUGGAGGAGCUCCGCGGCGAACUCAUGGUCGCCAAGCGCACAGAGAAGGCACCUACGGCACCGCCCUCCUUCGAUCGCGUGGAAGACCCCUCUGUUGUCGUCGCCAUGGCCACGAAAAUGGUUGGGAUCGAGUCUGUGCGUGCAUCACUUUCCCCUUUCUUGGCGGAGUUGGGCUUGGACGCAUCGUCUUUCACUAUCAAGUCCACUGGUCCGAUGCCAAGCAGAAGGUACCUCGUCUCAUUCAACGGCAGCGUUGGGCUCGCGUCCAAGUAUGUCAACAAGGUCUUAUCCAAUCUCAGGCAGAACGAUGAAUGGCGUAUCUUCGAGGCCGAGGUGUCAGGCUCUACCCCCGCUCGUCUCCAUCUCGGACCAGACAAAAAUCCAAAGCAAAUUAAAACGGAAAUGGCGCUCAGGAAGCUUCGCGCAGCCAUGGCGGGCAAAUGCGACGGACGCUGGGUUGUGGAUAGGGAGCGUGGGGUCCUCCGCUGUGGGUGGACGCACAUCCUCAAGCUCUCCGCCCAGCCUGAUGACCAGCCCUUCGACAUCUUCUACAACGACGAGGGCCUUAGUGAAGUCGGCAUUGCCAAGCACGAGGUACGUGAGCUGGUUCAGUCCACCAUUGCACCACCACCGCCGCCGCAGUG
This is a messenger RNA of Prorocentrum cordatum, 1071 nucleotides long. Lineage: Eukaryota; Dinophyceae; Prorocentrales; Prorocentraceae. The record is from the annotation of a GenBank genome assembly.